Messenger RNA from Gossypium raimondii (Peruvian cotton), 1186 nucleotides. Its product is annotated as phosphoglucan phosphatase LSF2, chloroplastic. The record is from RefSeq and is a predicted model, not a curated record. Gene Ontology annotation, molecular function: carbohydrate phosphatase activity; protein tyrosine/serine/threonine phosphatase activity; starch binding. Gene Ontology annotation, biological process: protein dephosphorylation; starch catabolic process. The coding region runs from base 33 to 902 and encodes 289 amino acids. Gene Ontology annotation, cellular component: chloroplast. NCBI's taxonomy places the organism in Eukaryota, Viridiplantae, Streptophyta, Magnoliopsida, Malvales, Malvaceae. The transcript is spliced from 4 exons.
CAACAAUAUCAAAACAACAAGAAACAGCACAAAUGAGUACCAUAAGCAGCACCGCUUGUUUCUCUUCAGUCUUCCAAAACCCAUCACAAACUGAACUUUUUCCUGCAAAUUUCAAAUGUAGGUUCAAUUCCAUGCUCCCCAAGAAGCAAUCUAAAAUGGGUGCUCCUAGAAUUUUCUGUAACUUGUCUGAAACCGAGACUGGAGUUGAUGAUAAUCCCAGAAACAGUAAGGUUUCUGUGAGGUCCAAGAACAGGAUGGAAGAGUACAACACUGCCAUGAAGAAAAUGAUGAGGAAUCCAUAUGAGUAUCAUCAUGAUCUUGGCAUGAACUACACACUGAUAACUGACAAUUUGAUUGUCGGCUCUCAGCCCCAGAAACCCGAAGACAUAGAUCAUCUGAAACAAGAAGAGAAGGUGGCCUAUAUACUGAACUUGCAGCAGGACAAUGACAUCGAGUAUUGGGGAAUCGACUUGCAGCCUAUAAUCAAAAGAUGUCGACAACUUGGAAUUCAUCAUAUGAGAACACCUGCAAGAGACUUUGAUCCAGAUUCCUUGAGAAAUAUAUUACCUAAAGCUGUUUCUUCAUUGGAAUGGGCCAUUGCUGAGGGAAAAGGAAGAGUAUAUGUGCACUGCACAGCUGGUUUAGGGAGAGCUCCAGCAGUGGCUAUUGCAUAUAUGUUCUGGUUCUGCGGCAUGAAUGUAAAUACAGCAUUCGAAGCACUGACCUCAAAACGACCUUGUGGACCCAAUAAAAGAGCAAUACGAGGAGCCACCUAUGAUCUGGCUAAGAAUGAUCCAUGGAAGGAGCCCUUUGAAAAUCUUCCUGGACAUGCUUUUGAGGGUGUAGCAGAUUGGGAGAGGAAGUUGAUUCAAGACCGUGUUCGUUCCCUCCGUGGAACCUGAUUAUCUUGGUUAGCAUUCUCUUAAAGCCGGUUCACAAGCGCAUGGCAGACAAAUCCGCAAAAUCUUAGGUAUUGCUUGUGGGAUGUUGAAGCUGAUCUCUCCAGGGACUAUUUUCCUGACUGAAUACCAAAUUACUUGGUCAAAUCAUAAAUAUGAUCUGAUUUUUAUAGAAAUUAUUUGUCAUAAACCAUAAAUAAAACAUAGAGAAGUACAGAAAACACGGAAUAUUCCAUGUUCAAAGCAUGGUUUAUAUGCUAUUGAAGCUAAAUUUUUUAGGUUCAUAA